AUGUGCUGGACAGAAAAGCCCUGCGGGGUUCGGCUGCCAAAAGAGGCAGCACGAUGUCCCACGGGGGCUGGAGAGCAGUCAGCACCGAGAGGGAAAGCAGCAAAGAGUUCCCAGCUCUCCUCCCUACCCCGCGGGAUAGACUCAGGGCAUCCCUGCACCCUCCGCCAAAGCUUCUGGGGCACCGCCGCACCUCCCGGCACUGCCUCCGGGGCAUCCCUGCAUCCGUGUACCUCCGGAACCACCCACGCAUCCCUCGGCACGGCCUCCCGGGGGUCCCCGCAUCCCCAGAGCAUCCCCUCAUCCUCCGGGGCAUCCCUGCAUCUCCGGAACCACCUCCCAACCACCCAGGCAUCCCCCGGCACGGCCUCGCGGGGGUUUCCGCAUCCCCCCGAGCAUCCCCGCAUCCUCCGGGACAGCGUCCGGGGCAUCCCUGCAUCCGUGUACCUCCGGAACCACCAACGCAUCCCCCCGAGCAUCCUCCGGGGCAUCCCUGCAUCUCCGGAACCACCUCCUGGCCACCCACGCAUCCCUUGGCACGGCUUCCCGGGGGUCCGAGCAUCCCCGCAUCCUCCGGGACAGCCUCCCGGCCACCCCCUCUCCCCCCUGACGGGCUCGGCAGCGGCUUCCCAGCGGGUCCGCCCGCUCCGGGGGCGGCCUUGCCCCCCGCCCCCGCCGCGCCAUUGGCCCCGCCGCCGGCAGCGCUCCGCCCCGCUCCCGGUGAUGCCUCCGCCGAAGUUUUCCGCGGCGGGCUCCGCACGUGGGAGCCGCGCGUCGAGCCCCGCCGAGCGGCUCCCCGGCCGCCCCGAGCGCCGUCCCCCGCGGGGGAUGCCCCCCUGA
Molecule: messenger RNA, 837 nt
Organism: Passer domesticus (house sparrow)
Lineage: Eukaryota; Metazoa; Chordata; Aves; Passeriformes; Passeridae
Product: basic salivary proline-rich protein 1-like
Exons: 1
Coding region: 1-837 (278 amino acids)
Source: RefSeq, a predicted model, not a curated record